AUGUCUGACGCUGACAUCACCAUAGCAGUCAUAAGCGGUGGCAUUACAAAUCUCCUUUACCGGCUUGCCCUGCCUUCCACCUGCACGCUUGCAAGCCCCCAUACUCCUCGUGAUGUGAUAGUCCGCAUCUACGGCCGCAAUACGGAAGUUAUCAUCGACCGUGAAAAGGAAAAUCGACUGUUCGCUGCUUUAUCCGCCGUGCAAUACGCUCCAACAUACUGGGGAAGAUUCACCAAUGGGCGGGUGGAAGGUUGGUUGGAUGCACGCCCGUUGAACCCGGAGGAAUUGGCUAUGACGGGUCAAAGAAAAGGAAACGGCGGGACCCCAGUGGAUUUUAUGGGAAUGAUUGCACGGGAAAUGGCCAGGCUGCAUGCUUUGCAAAUAGAGGUGGAUGAUGAAGGAGGACAGGCGAAGGAGGAGGAGGAGGAGGAGAUGGGAAAGAGGAAGAGGAACGGAGGGGGAGGAAGGAAAGCUGUGGUAUGGGAGAAGAUGGAAGAGUGGGCGAGGCUGGCAAAAAAUAUCUCAUUCGAGGGGCCCGAUGGACAGGAGGGAGGCACAGAAAAACAGAGACAAUUGGAAGCGAUUGGGUUGAACAAUUUGGAGAAGGAAAUGGAGUGGUUGAAGGACAAGCUGGUCGGGGAGGAAGGAGAGGGUGGAGUGGAGAGAGGAAGGGAGAGAUCAGGGCAAGAAGCAGCCCGGUACUUCCUGGCAGAGCUGGUCUUUUCCCACCAGGAUGUUUUGUGUGGGAACAUUUUGUACAAUCCGAUGUGGAGAAGACGCGAGGUUGAGGGAGUAUGGGAAGGGGCAAAAGGCGGCUCCGAGGGCCAGGAUGCGGACGCGAGGAGGGGGACGGGGAAGUCCGCACAGCAGGUAUCAGCCCUUGAAGAUGGAGGGGAAAGUGAGACAACUGGGGCUGCCAUCGUGGGUGAGGCCACAAGCGGCCCGGCGGAAGAAGGGCGGGUCCAAUUCAUCGAUUUUGAGUACGGCGGAUGGAACCAUCGGGGGUUUGAUCUGGGCAAUCACUUUUGUGAAUAUGCCGGGUACAACCCUGACUACGAGGCUAGUUACCCUUCUAGAGCGCAGCAGGAGUGGUUCUUCAAGGCUUACCUCGACGCGUGCCGAUGGCAAGUAGGAGGCAAGGAAAUGGAGGAGAAAGAGGAAAACGCUUUCCUAGAAGGAUUGUACAUUUGGGUGAACAGGUACGCCUGUGCCGCCCACCUUUUCUGGGGCUAUUGGGCGAUCAUCCAGGCCAAAUACUCUCCCAUCGAUUUCGAUUUUUUGUUGUACGCCAGCCAGCGCUUGACCGGCUAUGCUGCUUUUAAACAAAGGUUCUUUUGA
Nannochloropsis gaditana CCMP526 is the source of this 1338-nucleotide messenger RNA. RefSeq names its product ethanolamine kinase 1 isoform 1. The record is from RefSeq and is a predicted model, not a curated record. Gene Ontology annotation, biological process: phosphatidylcholine biosynthetic process; phosphatidylethanolamine biosynthetic process. The coding region runs from base 1 to 1338 and encodes 445 amino acids. The transcript is spliced from 2 exons. Gene Ontology annotation, molecular function: ethanolamine kinase activity; choline kinase activity. Gene Ontology annotation, cellular component: cytoplasm.